Spinacia oleracea (spinach) is the source of this 2485-nucleotide messenger RNA. Its product is annotated as DNA replication licensing factor MCM7. The transcript is spliced from 15 exons. Bases 110 to 2281 code for a protein of 723 amino acids. Gene Ontology annotation, molecular function: single-stranded DNA binding; ATP binding; single-stranded DNA helicase activity. Gene Ontology annotation, biological process: double-strand break repair via break-induced replication; DNA strand elongation involved in DNA replication; DNA replication. The record is from RefSeq and is a predicted model, not a curated record. Gene Ontology annotation, cellular component: nucleus; MCM complex. NCBI's taxonomy places the organism in Eukaryota, Viridiplantae, Streptophyta, Magnoliopsida, Caryophyllales, Amaranthaceae.
UUUUCCCGCCAAAACACCCAAUAUCUUCCUCACUUACUUCUUCUGGCCGCCAUUUCUGCAACUCUCCACUUUCUCUCUCCUCAAUCUCUCUCAUCUUCACCUGCAAAAAAUGCAAUCCAUGAACACCAACAAUGUCGACUACGAACACGAUCGAGGUCUUGCUAAAGAUUUUCUCGCCAACUUUGCUGACGUCCAUGGCGAAGCGAAAUAUAUGAACAUUCUCCAAGAUGUAGCGAAUCGGAAGAGUCGAGCAAUACAGAUAGAUCUGGAGGAUUUGUUUAAUUAUAAGGAAUCAGACGAUGAGUUUGUGAGGAAAGUAACUGAGAAUACGAAGAGGUAUAUUGGAAUCUUUGCGGAUGCUGUUGAUGAGCUUAUGCCGGAGUCGACAGAGCCAUUUGUUGAUGAUGAUCAUGACAUUCUUAUGACUCAGAGGUCCGAAGAAGGGACUGAAAAUGCUGAUGGAUCAGAUCUUUUGCAGAAAAUGCCAGCUGAAAUUAAGCGGUUUUAUGAGGUUUACAUACACGCAUCUUCAAAGGAACGUCCAUAUACAAUUCGAGAAGUCAAGGCUUCAUACAUAGGACAACUUGUGAGAAUAUCAGGGAUCGUGACUCGCUGUUCUGAUGUAAAGCCUUUGAUGCAGGUGGCAGUUUAUACUUGUGAGGAUUGCGGUUUUGAAAUCUAUCAGGAAGUUACAGCCAGAAUUUUCAUGCCCUUAUUUGAAUGUCCAUCAAAACGUUGCAAAACAAACAACUCAAAAGGAAACCUUAUUCUUCAGCUGAGAGCAUCAAAGUUCCUGAAGUUUCAAGAGGCCAAGAUUCAAGAGUUAGCUGAACACGUGCCGAAAGGGCACAUCCCAAGAUCUAUGACAAUCCAUCUAAAGGGCGAAUUGACUAGAAAGAUCGCGCCUGGUGAUGUUGUUGAAUUGUCAGGAAUAUUCCUGCCAAUCCCUUAUACUGGAUUUAGAGCUAUGCGAGCUGGCUUAGUGGCAGAUACAUACUUGGAAGCUAUGUCUGUCACUCACUUCAAACGAAAAUAUGAAGAGUAUGAGCUGAGAAGUGAGGAGGAAGAACACAUUGCUCGCUUAGCUGAGGACGGGGAAAUCUAUAACAAGUUGUCACGAUCAUUAGCCCCUGAAAUUUUUGGGCAUGAAGAUGUUAAGAAAGCCCUACUUCUGCUCCUUUGUGGUGCCCCUCACAGAAAAUUAAAAGACGGAAUGCAAAUAAGGGGAGAUGUACAUAUAUGCUUGAUGGGUGAUCCUGGUGUUGCUAAAAGUCAGCUUUUGAAGCACAUAAUAAAUGUAGCUCCAAGGGGUGUCUAUACAACUGGGAGAGGAAGCAGUGGAGUUGGUUUAACUGCUGCUGUACAGAGAGACCCAGUUACCAAUGAGAUGGUCCUUGAAGGCGGGGCACUGGUGCUCGCGGAUAUGGGUAUAUGUGCUAUUGAUGAGUUUGACAAGAUGGAAGAAUCUGAUCGAACAGCAAUACACGAAGUAAUGGAACAGCAGACAGUAAGCAUCGCCAAGGCUGGGAUCACAACUUCACUAAAUGCAAGGACAGCAGUUCUAGCUGCUGCUAAUCCUGCUUGGGGACGAUAUGAUCUUCGAAGAACACCAGCUGAAAAUAUCAAUCUUCCUCCAGCUCUUUUAUCAAGAUUUGAUCUUUUAUGGUUAAUCUUAGACAAAGCAGACAUGGAUACUGAUCUUGAAUUGGCAAGGCAUGUGGUUUAUGUUCACCAAAAUAAGGAAUCUCCUGCUCUUGGAUUCACUCCUCUUGAACCAUCAGUUCUUAGAGCAUACAUUGCAUCUGCAAGAAAAGUGUCUCCUAGUGUACCUAGGGAGCUUGAGGAGUAUAUUGCUAGUGCGUAUUCCAGCAUACGACAGGAAGAAGCCCGGUCUGAUACUCCCAAUUCCUAUACAACUAUCAGAACUUUACUCAGCAUACUACGCUUAUCAGCUGCACUUGCAAGACUCCGAUUUUCAAGUAUUGUGGAACAAAGUGAUGUUGAUGAGGCACUUAGAUUGAUGCAAAUGUCAAAAUUCUCCUUGUACUCUGAUGAUCGCCAGAAAUCUGGUCUUGAUGCAAUAUCUGACAUUUAUUCAAUCUUAAGAGAUGAAGCUGCAAGGACUAACAGAAUGGAUAUCAGCUAUGCACAUGCUCUUAACUGGAUUUCUCGAAAGGGAUAUAGUGAAGCUCAAUUAAAAGAAUGUUUAGAAGAGUAUGCGACCUUAAAUGUGUGGCAAAUCCAUCCCAAUACUUUCGAUAUCCGAUUCAUUGAUACCUGAAUAUUAUAUAACCAAAUGUAUUAUCAUUAGAUGGUGGAUUCAUGCGUAGACUAUUAUAAAGCUUUUGGUGCUCAUGCUGGGCUGUAAUUUUAGUAGUAGCCGUGAUUCUAGUUUUGUAAUAUUGAGGUAGAAUUUGUUGUUUACAGAGUUGACUGUUCAUACUCUUGAGAUCUGGUGAGCAUCGAAAUAUACAGAUGUUUCUAA